Metarhizium robertsii ARSEF 23 is the source of this 4722-nucleotide messenger RNA. Its product is annotated as maleylacetate reductase. Gene Ontology annotation, molecular function: ATP hydrolysis activity. NCBI's taxonomy places the organism in Eukaryota, Fungi, Ascomycota, Sordariomycetes, Hypocreales, Clavicipitaceae. The record is from RefSeq and is a predicted model, not a curated record. The transcript is spliced from 3 exons. The coding region runs from base 1 to 4722 and encodes 1573 amino acids.
AUGGCGUCUUCCCAUGAGAAUAAAACUGUUCUUUUCCGGGCCAACCCCGCCACUCGGGACGCGGAUGCUGACCUCGAUAUCAUUGCCAUCCACGGCUUGGACACGCAGUCACCCGGGACAUGGACCUACUCCAAAAGUCCGGGCGAAGACGUCAACUGGCUGCUUGACGAGAAUAUGCUCGCAGCGAGGGUCAAAGGAGCUCGAAUUUUCACCUGCAACUGGCCCGCCGAGCUGCUCCAAAAACCCGACACCAUUGCAACGACACUCGAGGAGUCGGCGCGGCAUCUGCUCAACUCACUCACCCUUCACGUGGCAGAAGGCCGCAGGGAAACACCCAGGAGACCAAGACGGCCUAUCCUUUUCAUCGCCUCGUGCCUUGGAGGCAUCAUCUUAAUCAAAGCUCUGGCAAGAGAUCCGAAGCUGGAUAGUGAUGAGCGGGACCUCACGGCUCUCCGGAAAGCGACCCGGGGCAUUGUUUUUCUGGCCACGCCGUUCCGUGGCACGUCGUUUAAAGAUAUUCCCGGGUUCGUCUUGCCUCUCUGGGCAUGGUUCGGUGGCCGCUCGGUAUCGGCUUUGAUCGAUUGCACGAGGGAGCCGCCAUCCCAUCUCGACGAGCUCGUCCAUCACUUUGUAGAGCUACAACGUAAACACGACAUACACGCCGAAUGCUUCUGGGAGGGAAAGAAGACUAAUCUGCUACGAAAAGUGUGGCUGUGCUGGGUCUUUUCCCCUUACCUACACAUAGUCUGGAUAGUGGUAUUACUUACUGCUGUGUUACUGGCGGCUUGGCAACUGCUUGUAUUGCAUACUACUUCACAAGUUCAUCAUUUCACGCCCUGGCUGUUGGUCGUCUACUCCCAAUGGUUAUCAGGCGCUAGAGCUUGUCAGCCAAAAGAGCUGGUGCACAAAGAUUCAGCCACUUUGACAGGAGGGAGAGGACAGCGUCUCGAUCGACCCCACGUCCUAAUGAACAAGUUUGGUGGCCCCGAGUGUCAAGAUUACUCGACUGUCGCGAAAACCAUUGAGCAAAUGGCUGUAAAGAUCCGAGAGGGGAGCCUCCUCAACAGAGCGGAUCGCAUGAUUAAAGAAAGAUAUUUUGACAGUGGCAAGCUGAAGAUUAAAAGAUUGUCGGGCAAUCUUCUUGCCAUGAAAUCAUGCUACAUUAACCUCGCUAUUGUCGAAAAGACUGGCGACGGUAAGAGUCAUGAGGCAGAUGACUCGGUGUCUUUUUCGCUCUUGGAUCGACAAAAAGUUGGGAUACCCGAAGAGAUACGUCAGGUCGAUUUAUCAAAGAUAUUCGACGCUCAGCAAAAUAAAGGGGGGAAGCAACCAAGACGUAUCCUGAUUCGGGGACGCGCGGGAGUCGGCAAGACCACAUUAUGCAAGAAAAUAGUCCACGAUUUCUAUACACCAGAAACUGAGCUACAUUGCUCAUGGACGAGAUUGUUCGAUCGCCUUCUCUGGGUGCCUUUGCGAAAUCUUAAAUUGGGCAACACACGGGACACCCCAGGAUACAACCUUGAGAAGCUCCUUUUGCAUGAGUUCUUCUCGCGACCAACCAGCGAACCCGAAUUCGCUAGAGAAGUAUCGGAAUCAAUGACAGCAGUCGCCAAUAGGACCCUAUUUCUCCUUGAUGGUCUUGACGAGAUUUUACACGACUUGAGUUCUAGUGGCGACAUGUAUGCUUUUGUCCAGGAGUUGUUGAGUCAACCAAACGUCAUCAUCACAUCCCGGCCGUCUGCAGCAGGUCUUUCCAGGGGCGUGAGCCCUCCGGACCUCGAGCUGGAAACUGUUGGCUUCUAUCCAGAUCAGGUUGAUGAAUAUGUCAGAAUGGCCUUCGCCGACACGCACAAAGUCGAGCAAGUGCGCAACUUUCUCAAACAACAUUGGCUGAUUCAGGGUCUGGUGCGAAUUCCAAUUCAGCUAGAUGCCCUCUGUUAUACUUGGAAUGACAGACUAGAAACGGUGCCAGACACCAUGACUUCCAUGUACGAGUUGAUCGAGCUCAAGCUGUGGAAGAAAGAUGUAGUCCAUCGACUAGGAUUAAGACGUGAAGAUAAUGAGCCUCUUAGCGAAGACGAUCUUCAGAGCGUCGGGCGGGAAUAUGUUGAAAAGCGUGUUCCGGAAGAGAUGAGCUUAUUGGAGGGCCUGGGAUUCAGCGGACUAAUCAACAACAUUAUUGAUUUCCAAGAGACACAUGUGAAGAUGAUAGCUGGCCAAUCCUCAGCCGGCUUUCUUUACAGCAAGACUUGUCGAGAUGUUUCCUUUUUGCGAUCGUCAGACUCGUCCCUAGCGACAGCGGACCAAAGACAUCACUUCAUACACCUCACAUUCCAGGAAUAUUUCGCGGCGCGGUAUUUUGUUAAGCAGUGGAAAUCGAAGCGUAAUUUGGUCACUAUUCGGUUUAAAAACGAAGCGAGGUCCAACAUUGUCGAUGUGAGCGUUGAGGACUUUGUGCGCGACGAAAAGUACAAUGCAAGCUACGAUAUCUUCUGGCGCUUUGUCGCCGGCUUGCUCGGUGAAAAUGAUGACCAAAUCUGUGACUUCUUCUACAUGGUCCAAAACGAGCCGCGCGACCUCCUUGGCCCGGUCCAUCAACGGCUAGUAAUACAUUGUCUCAGUGAAAUCUCAUUGCAGAAGGUGCCCAAGUUCCAGAAGUUUUACCAGCAGCUCGAGUACGAAGCGAAACAAUGGCUAUUAUUGGAACUUCGAGUGAACUAUCGCUCGCGACUAGCAGCUGAGAUGGAAUUUCCAGACAAGAUUCUAGCGGAAGCUUUUGAAGCGAAAUCAGAAGAAGGAUUUCGGGAGCUCAAAUCUAGCCUAUAUAACUCAUUGCAUGACAGACCGGUGCUUCCCUUGGCAGUGAUGGACCACAUAACUUCUUGUUUGGUGAAUUCCGAAAAAGAUCUGGGAAGUGCUCUUCGUCUACUUCAAUUUGCUCCUAGAAGCGCGUCGGAGAAGAUGAUCCGUACGAUAGUAAACUUGCUAAAGGACGAUGACGAAGAGGUCCGCCAUCAGGCCGCCAACAUCUUGUGGGAACAAUCAGCACUGCCGCAAGAUGUGUUUCAAGCCAUAGUAAGGCUAGCAACAGGCCCUAAUAAAGAAAUUCGUCCACAGGCCCUUCAGAUCCUGAAGAAGCAAACCACGCUGCCACAAGACGUGCUUCAAAGCUUGGUGGACUUGUUGAAGGACGACUGCGACUACGAAGUGGUUCAAAUCUUGGGUGCGCAAUCAGCACUGCCGCAAGAUGUGGUUAAAGCCCUAGCGAGCCUGCUGAAGGACCCUGUCAAUGACGUUCGCAGGGGGGCUGUUUGGGCCUUGGGGACGAUAACCGCGCUGCCGCAAUACGUGGUUCAAGCCCUGGUAGACCGGCUUCACGACUCUGAUAAUUAUGUUUGUUUAAGUGCCGUCUCUGCCUUGUAUAAGCACUCAUGUCUCUCGCAAGAUGUGCUUGAAGCAUUGAUGAAGAUGCUACAGAGCCCUGACAAAAGAGUGCUUUUAUCCGACGAAGAAGUGGAAGACGCCGAAAAGUCGUGUAAACGCCUACUGGAAGAGGUGGCAGCAGUCUUGCUCUCGCGGGCCGCGCCGUCGGACGACGUCUUUCAAGCAGUGAUGGAUUUGCUAAAAACGGUCCCGAAAUCACCCAGCAAUCCAUUGCCGGACCAUCCUAAUGCAGUCGUGUGGACGGAAGCGGCGCGGGCCGUGUGUAGGAGGCCGUAUGAGGAGGCGCUGCCGGAGGAAUUGACUUUGGCGCUUGAAUAUCUGCUCAAAGACUCGGACAAAUGGGUAUGUACUGCUGCAUUACUUGUCUUGACAGAUCAGCCCGGUCCGUGGCGUCUCGGUCUGCAGGAGGAGCUUGCCAAGGUGGCUGUCGACUUGCUCACGGAUUCUGAAGAAGACGUACGAAAGAGUGCCAUUUUUUACGGUAGCCAACUAGUAGAGCUGUCUGAAGAGGUGGUUCAGGCCGUGGCAAAUCUGCUAGAGGAUCCCGACACAGACAUACGGCUGGAGGCUAUUCGGUCUCUCAACUUUGACAGAGUAGCCAUAACGUUACCAACAACGGUCGUCCAAAGGAUGACAUGCUUACUAGAGGACCACAACGAACACACCAGAAACAGUGCAGUCAGCUCAUUGGCUUCUCACAAAGCCCUUCCAAAGGAGGUGCUUCAGGCACUUGCAUUAACCUUGCACAAUCCUACACCCGAAAGACGAGCCCAGGCAGCAAGAAUUCUGAAUGGCCAAGUAGAGCUACCGCUUGAUGUACUACAGGCAAUCGCCGAUCUGCUCAAGUUUCCAGAGGACACUCCGAGUGAUAAUGGCACUUCGAGUGAUAAUGCCGCCAUGACAGCCUUCGAUCAUCUUGCAGCUUUGCCGGACCAAAGUUUCUGCUCAAAACUUGCCAAGAUGGACGACCAAGGCUUCACCAGACUAUAUCGAGAGUGGCUACGACGAGCCUUUUCAGAUCCCAGUUUUAUCUACGAGAAAAACAAAGUCUACCACAUUCACCUACCCCGUGGACACCAAGAAAUUCCAGUGCCUCAGUUUCAGCGUGCUGUCCAGGCAGCCCAAAAAGCCCUGAAUAUUCCUGAUAUUAAACCAUUAUCAAUCAAAGAUUCGUAUCAGCAGCCCACAUGCCAAGUUGAGCAGGACGAGGUUGCACACAUAGCCGACGCAAGCAUCCGUGAGCCGCCGUCUGCACCGGAGAGUGAGAAACAACCUUGA